CCCACCCACGCAACAGCUAUUCCCGUCGGUAUUCACAGCAACUUCCUUGGCCCAGUACACUUUCCUUCCUCGAACUCGGCCUUUCUUUCUCCUCUUGAACCUGGGGUCGUUUUCCGCUAACUCAGCCGCCUUGUCUUUCGUCAGAGACAUCCUCAACCGCAUCAUCCCCUGGCGCUGGCGCCCUUCCGCGCUCUUCUUACGUCGGUUCUGGCAUCUUCAUGGUCAGAAAGUUCUGCGAACUUUUCUUGCUUGUUGUGUGCUUGGGUUGCUUGUGGUUGCUUUCAAAGUUUCGUCCAGGUUGCUUUCCAGAGAAGAAGCAGAAGGAUCUGGACAAGAUGUCCUUGACUCCGCCUCAGACACCUCAACGUCCCCGUCCGAGUAGGUUUAUCUACCCGCCGGAGGUGCAUAGGUCCAAAGAGAGAGUUCAAGCGACUCUCCAGUCCAUCAUCAACCCUCUCUUCGACCUCCUCUACAUCAUUUACCAGGGCCACCCCUACACCCGCCCGGAAAACAUCAUCCAAACCCUCGACCGCAUCCAAUCCGACUACAUGCGCCAACUCACCUCGCACUUCUUCAUCUCCCCCGUUUCCGAACAGCCCCUAGCGCUUUACAAACUCCGCCAUUACUUUGGUUGCUUGGAAGACAUCUUUGAAGACGAAUUUUGUGGAAUCGAAGGUGAUCUCUUGAACGAAUACCCUACAAAGGCGAUCAAGGCGGCUGCCAGAGCUGGAUGGCAUGAGAGGAGGUGGCAGGGGGUGGUGGGAAGGAUGGUGCGGGACGGAAGCUUGAGGAAGGACUGGGGAGAGAUGCGCUUGGAGGAUUUUGUGAAGGUGGCGACGAAUUACAUGGUUUUUCUGGUCAGUUUGAAGUUGGCAGGUGUUGAGAGGGACAGUUCCCUUAAAUCUAAGAAGCCUCCUUCUAUCAAGGAUAUUACUCGUCGUACUAUCAAUAAGGACGAAUCUUCUAACAGUAGAGAAAGAAUUCAAUAA
This is a messenger RNA of Neurospora tetraspora, 989 nucleotides long. RefSeq lists its product as uncharacterized. NCBI's taxonomy places the organism in Eukaryota, Fungi, Ascomycota, Sordariomycetes, Sordariales, Sordariaceae. Bases 219 to 989 code for a protein of 256 amino acids. The transcript has 4 exons. The record is from RefSeq and is a predicted model, not a curated record.